AUGGGCGGCGAGGCGGGGUCCACGGCGGCCGCGGGUCUCGAGGGCCGCGUGAAGAGCCUGGGUCUUGUGUUCGAGGACGAGCGCAAGGGCUGCUACGCCGGCGGCGAGACGGUGGCCGGGCUCGUGCUGCUGGAGGCGGCGGAGCCGGUGGCCGUCCGCGCGCUGCGCCUGGAGGCCCGGGGCCGAGCCACCGCCGCCUGGGGCCCGGGCUCCGCCGUCGGCGCAAUCCCGGCCGCCGCCUCGGAGGUGGAGUACCUGGACGUGCGCCUGAGCCUGCGCGAGCCCCCGGCGGGUGAAGGCAUCAUUUUAUUACAACCUGGGAAACAUGAAUUUCCAUUUCGCUUCCAGCUUCCAUCUGAAUCAUUGGUCACGUCGUUUACUGGGAAGUACGGGAGUAUCCGGUACUGCGUGACUGCAGUCUUGGAAAGACCCCGGGUGCCAGACCAGAGCGUGAGGCGCGAGCUCCACGUUGUCAGUCACGUUAACGUCAACACGCCAGCUUUGUUGACCCCCGUAUUGAAAACUCAAGAGAAAAUGGUUGGCUGUUGGUUUUUCACUUCUGGUCCAGUCUCGCUAAGUGCCAAAAUUGAAAGGAAGGGAUACUGUAACGGAGAGGCGAUCCCCAUCUACGCGGAAAUCGAGAACUGCUCCUCGCGUCUCAUUGUCCCCAAGGCAGCUAUUUUCCAAACCCAGACCUACUUGGCGAGUGGGAAAACGAAGACCGUGCGCCACAUGGUCGCCAACGUGCGAGGAAACCACAUUGCUUCCGGGAGCACGGACACGUGGAACGGGAAGACCCUGAAGAUCCCGCCCGUCACGCCCUCCAUCCUGGACUGCUGCAUCAUCCGCGUGGACUACUCCUUAGCUGUAUACAUUCACAUCCCUGGUGCUAAAAAACUGAUGCUCGAGCUGCCGCUGGUGAUCGGUACAGUCCCUUACAGCGGCUUCGGCAGCAGGAACUCCAGCGUGGCCAGCCAGUUCAGUAUGGACAUGAGCUGGCUGACCCUCACCCUGCCCGAGCAGCCCGAAGCCCCGCCCAAUUACGCAGACGUGGUAUCAGAGGAGGAAUUCUCCAGACACGUUCCCCCGUACCCGCAGCCUCCCGACUGCCAGGGGGACGCCUGCUACCCGAGGUUUGCCUGCAUUCAAGAAUUCCGCUUCCAGCCUCCACCUCUUUAUUCGGAGGUUGACCCACACCCAAGCGAGGCAGAGGAGAGUCAGCCUGUUUCCUUCAUUCUCUAGACCUCCUCCAGACCUCCCCUUGGCCCUCGCCAAGACUGUCCCCCGCCUCUCUCUUUGCUGUGCGGGAGGCCAAGGAGGGAAGGUCAACUUAAGAAUAUAAAAGAUCACCAAGGAGGAAGGCAAUAGAAGUUAAAGACUACAAGAACUUUCUAGUGGGCCCACAAAAGGGGUCUGCACACGUGUAGAGGAUGGUGCUGUGGCUCCCAUUCGGGGAUGAAGAGUCAGAAGGUUCUGGAAGUGUUGGUGGUGAUAGAGCAGGUGGAGAAGGGAAUCCGUAAGGAGUGGACACGCCUUCACCGGGGUGUCUCACAGCGGACCGGACGUGCGGUGUGAGCCGCGUGACACGUGGCAGGCUGGGACGAGGCUCCGUUGGGGGUGAGUGUGAAUUAACGCGUGAAUGAGAAGGUGACCCACCAUCAAUACAAAGUGACACCCUCACGUUGCCAGCGCUUCCUGAUUCCUUACCAUGGUUCAUGAACUCGAGCAAGGACCGAACUUUCCACAAUGUUCUUUCUUGACACCAUAACGGUUCUCACUCCCGGAGAGAGAGGUUGACAGUGCCCUUUACAAAUUGGCUCAACAGUAUUAAGAAACCCAGACAGGGUUCCUUGGGAGGCCCGCCACUUCAAAUCCCAAAGAUGGAUUUCAGCCAGGCGACGGUGGUUCAAGCAGCUCUCGGGAGGCUGAGACCUGAGAGUCAGUCAGGGUUUUCGAAGCCUGCCCGGGUAGGAAAGUCUGUGAGACUCUUAUCUCUAGUUAUCCACCAAAAUGCUCAAGUGGCAGAGCACCAGGCUUGAGGGAAAAGAGCUAAGGGACUACACCCAAGGCCCUAAGUUCAGUCCUUGCUACGGGAACAAAAGAGUAACAAGAAAGUGUGUUCCAAGGAAGGCUGCCAGUUUGUUUCUUUUUUUUUUUUUUAAAUCACCUUUAGAAAUUUCCACCCGGUUAUAUGCUUGAUUUUCCUCAUCUUUUAUUUACCUAAGGGAACUUGUUUUUUGGGGGGGACAAAAGGUUAUAGCCUCAGGAUGCCUUGAUAACUGCACACAUACACACAAAGAAAAAA
Molecule: messenger RNA, 2305 nt
Organism: Dipodomys ordii (Ord's kangaroo rat)
Lineage: Eukaryota; Metazoa; Chordata; Mammalia; Rodentia; Heteromyidae
Gene: Arrdc4
Product: arrestin domain containing 4
Exons: 8
Coding region: 1-1242 (413 amino acids)
Biological process (GO): protein transport
Cellular component (GO): plasma membrane; cytoplasm
Molecular function (GO): ubiquitin-like ligase-substrate adaptor activity
Source: RefSeq, a predicted model, not a curated record